This is a messenger RNA of Rotaria sp. Silwood2, 465 nucleotides long. NCBI's taxonomy places the organism in Eukaryota, Metazoa, Rotifera, Eurotatoria, Philodinida, Philodinidae. The record is from the annotation of a GenBank genome assembly.
AUGAUGAUGUUCAAAUCAUAUAUUAUUAUUUUUUCGGUUAUCUCUGGUCUUGUUUUAACUAAACCCAUAAAAGAAAAAAUUAAAAAAGAAAAACUUUCCGAAGAUCUAUCAAGUGAACAAGUUUUUCGACAAGCCGAAACGACUCUCAAUCGUUACUUUUAUUUAAUGAAAUCUGAUACAGAUCAACUUGUUCAUGCUAUGUUACAUAUAUUAAUAAACAAUCCAAAAUCAUUUCCAUUUGUACCACAUCGUGCAUUAGAUAUAGCAUUGAAAAAUUUUGAAAAAAAGUUAGGUGAAGAUAACGUGGAUAUUGUAAUAAAACCAAUAUUAUUGUCUAUUGAACAAAAUGCUCAAAAUAAAUCAAAACAAUCAUCAUCAUUUCAAUUGACGGAUGAUAUCAAACAUAAAAUAGAAGACGCAUUGGACGAAUUCUUGGAAGAACACGAAAACACUUCUGAUGUAUAA